GGUCGCGGCCGCCGCUGUCUCGCCGAGGGAAGGCCUGGGCGUUCCUGGAGACUGGGGCUGCGGGCGGUGCGGCGGAGCGGGCCGGAAGGCCGGAAUGAAGCCCCCCGGAGGGGCCUGAGCGAGGCCGUGCGGGCGUCCGGGCGGCGGGCGCACGGCGGGCCGCGGCGGCGGCGCGGACAUGGCUCACCUGCGGGGCUUCGCGCACCAGCACGCUCGAGUGGACCCCGAGGAGCUCUUCACCAAGCUGGACCGCAUCGGCAAGGGUUCCUUUGGGGAGGUGUACAAGGGCAUCGACAACCACACCAAGGAGGUGGUGGCCAUCAAGAUCAUCGACCUGGAGGAGGCUGAGGACGAGAUCGAGGACAUCCAGCAGGAGAUCACGGUGCUCAGCCAGUGUGACAGCCCCUACAUCACGCGCUACUUCGGCUCCUACCUGAAGAGCACCAAGCUAUGGAUCAUCAUGGAGUACCUGGGUGGUGGCUCUGCGCUGGACCUGCUGAAACCAGGCCCUCUGGAGGAAACGUACAUUGCUACCAUCCUGCGGGAGAUUCUGAAGGGUUUGGACUACCUGCAUUCAGAGCGCAAGAUCCACCGAGAUAUCAAAGCUGCCAACGUGCUGCUCUCAGAGCAGGGUGAUGUGAAGCUGGCCGACUUCGGGGUGGCCGGGCAGCUCACAGAUACACAGAUCAAGAGAAACACAUUUGUGGGCACCCCGUUCUGGAUGGCUCCUGAGGUCAUCAAGCAGUCUGCCUACGACUUCAAAGCUGACAUCUGGUCUCUGGGCAUCACCGCCAUUGAGCUGGCCAAGGGGGAGCCGCCCAACUCUGACCUCCACCCUAUGCGCGUCCUGUUCCUGAUUCCCAAGAACAGCCCCCCCACCCUGGAGGGCCACCACAGCAGAGCCUUCAAGGAGUUUGUGGAGGCCUGUCUCAACAAGGACCCCCGAUUUCGGCCCACCGCCAAGGAACUCUUGAAGCACAAAUUCAUCACACGCUACACCAAGAAGACCUCCUUCCUCACCGAGCUCAUCGACCGCUACAAGCGCUGGAAGUCUGAGGGCCAUGGAGAGGAGUCCAGCUCCGAGGACUCCGACAUCGACGGUGAGGCUGAGGACGGAGAGCAGGGCCCCAUCUGGACGUUUCCCCCGACCAUCCGGCCCAGUCCGCACGGCAAGCUCCACAAGGGGACAGCCCUGCAUGGCUCCCAGAAGCCCACCGAGCCUGUCAAGAGACAGCCCAGGUCCCAGUGCCUGGCCACGCUUGUCCGGCCUGUCUUCGGAGAGCUCAAAGAAAAGCACAAGCAGAGUGGUGGGAGUGUGGGUGCCCUGGAGGAGCUGGAGAACGCCUUCAGCCUGGCAGAGGAGUCCUGCCCCGGCAUCUCAGACCAGCUGAUGGUGCACCUGGUGGAGCGCGUGCAGAGGUUCUCACACAGCAGGAACCACCUGACGUCAGCUCGCUGAGCAUCAGCCUGCUGAACGAGCUGCUCUUUGUGGCGAGGAGGAGAAAGAAAGGUUUCUGUUUGGAGCUCGGAAAGGACCCUGCUGACCUGGGCGCUCCCUUUCGCUGACUGCAGAGACCAGCCCGGCCGGCCUGUAGACCUCACGCAGGUCUCCUUCCUGUUCCCCAUGUAGUGUGCCGCCCCCCGCGGCAGCCGCCCGCCCAUGUCUACUCUCCUGGCUUGGCUGAAGCAGCACCUCUGGCAGAGAGCCCACGGAGAACAAGGUAGCCACUCAGGGGCCCUGGCCCUCACAGCCUUCUCUCCAGUGCAGGCCACGCCCUCUGGACCUGGCCUGCCUGGCUGCCAGAUCCAGGAGCAGAGCAGCUCUCCAGGGGCCCGUCCCCCAACCCUGGGGGCCUUCUCCUAAGGGUCCAUGGUGGCCUGGCCUGGUCCUGGAUGUUCCUCCUGGUAUGGGGUCAGAGGCUUCCUCUUCUCAUGAGUACUCAAGUCAUCCAGAAUGUUUGUUUUUUUAAGCAAUUUGAACUUAUUCUCAAGUGUUCUGAGGGGUAAAGUGUGAGUUUUCAUAGAGCACUGAAGGUCCCACCAUUUUAAAUAAAGACCUGGAUUG
This is a messenger RNA of Dipodomys spectabilis (banner-tailed kangaroo rat), 2065 nucleotides long. It is a transcript of the gene Stk25, whose product is annotated as serine/threonine kinase 25. The coding region runs from base 179 to 1459 and encodes 426 amino acids. Gene Ontology annotation, biological process: protein phosphorylation. The record is from RefSeq and is a predicted model, not a curated record. Gene Ontology annotation, molecular function: ATP binding; protein kinase activity. Lineage: Eukaryota; Metazoa; Chordata; Mammalia; Rodentia; Heteromyidae. The transcript is spliced from 12 exons.